CCCGCCCGCUGCGGCCCGAGCGGCCUGCGGCCGGGAGCGGAGCCAUGCGGAGGUCUAAACAACAACUGUCUCCAGCAGCUGAGCUAGAGUGGAUUCUGAAACAGAGUAAAAUGCAAGCAGAACUUAACUGGCAGCAGCUCUGUGAGAAUGCUGAAUGUAAUUGGUAUCAGAAAUCAGAGGAUCCAACACACAGCCUAUCUUCAUCAAGAGAGGAGGUUCAAGGUGAUCUACAGAAAACAGACUACAGGUUGCAUGAAGUGAAGAGUGUUCUUUCUGCUUUUACUGUUGAGAGAGAACAGACAAUACAAGCAUCGUUUAAUCACAGUAUUUCACCUGAAGGGGAGAAACAGAUAUUUCCGUAUGAUGAGGAAAGUUCUCUGUAUAAAUAUAUCCCUGCUUUGGAAAUAAAAAAGCUGCAGGAACAGAACGCCAGCCUUCGGGCUGCUAUUGCACAAAUGAGGAAAGAAAUGGAGAGUCUUGAUGAGCAGAUGUUGUCUUCUCUUCCUCAAACAGAAGACAGACAGUUUACAGAGCAAGGUUCAUUAAACACAAACAAAAUUUCAACUGGAACCACACUGAGCAACAUCAAAGUCAGUUCAGCUAAGUUGGAUUGUUUAGUAAACCCAGACAUGGAAGAGGGGGCAGAACCCAAAGUUCUUGAAGAAAACAUGGUCAAUUUUGGACAACAGCUACCCGAUGUAGGUACUGGUAAUGGUUGUCAAUAUAGUGUCAAACACACUCUACAAGGAAUGCAAAAUAAACUCAAGGAAGCAGCAAGAAAAAUUUCAAUUCUGAGCCAAGAAAAGCGGCAGCUGAUUGAAAUGGGAAACAGACUCAGGGCAGAAUUUGGAAUGGUGUUAAAGGAAGGAGUCUGGCAUCCUGUUAGCUCUAAACGCUGCACAGUUUGUAUUGCCUCUGGUAGUCUUCUUCCAAGAGAACUCGUCAAAAGAACACAGUGUCAGCUAUCAGUUCUAAAGCAUCUACAGCACAGACUCACAACACAGGAGCUGCAGUGCACAAGGCAACAGCAACCUUCAAGGUUCACUUCUCUUACUGCCUGCCCUAGCUUAAAGGAAGAGGAAGCUCCAAGCAGCUGUGGAGAAGAAACAGGAUUACCAUCCAGUGAGGUACAGUGCAGUUUUAUGACCAAUGUAAUUCACCUUCAUUUGGCUUUUUCAGUUUGAAUUGCUCAACAGUCAUCUCCUCGAAGACUUAAAAACCUAUGUCUUUUUUAAAUGCGUUGUCUUUGUUAUGCAUUGUUCCUGUACAAAAUAGUAUUUA
Melospiza georgiana is the source of this 1281-nucleotide messenger RNA. RefSeq names its product coiled-coil domain containing 57 (gene CCDC57). The transcript is spliced from 8 exons. The coding region runs from base 45 to 1184 and encodes 379 amino acids. The record is from RefSeq and is a predicted model, not a curated record. NCBI's taxonomy places the organism in Eukaryota, Metazoa, Chordata, Aves, Passeriformes, Passerellidae.